Penicillium argentinense is the source of this 792-nucleotide messenger RNA. RefSeq names its product putative C6 transcription factor. Lineage: Eukaryota; Fungi; Ascomycota; Eurotiomycetes; Eurotiales; Aspergillaceae. Gene Ontology annotation, cellular component: nucleus. The record is from RefSeq and is a predicted model, not a curated record. The transcript has a single exon. Bases 1 to 792 code for a protein of 263 amino acids.
AUGAGACCAGAAGAUGGCUUUGCCGUCGCAGCGACUUGCGAAAGAAAAUCUUCCCUGUUAGCAGAGAUGGUCCGCCUAAACCAUAUCCUCCUCCAAAUCAACCAAUUCAACAUCCGAGCCUCCAAAUCCAACCUCGACUCCCAAUCAAUAAUGGACGACGUCGAAAGUCUCUCCCAACAGCUCGACGCCUGGUUCGAGGAAUUACCAGACCACAUGCAAGAUACGCGCGAAAAUCUCAUCCGCUACUCGGAGCAAGGACUAGGUCGUUUACUCAUCGCCCUUUAUCUGGGGUACUACAACUACGGCCAGAUGCUCUUCUACCGAUUCCUGCACGAUGACUCGCAACACUUCGAUGCGCGGACUCGCUACUACGCGAGUAAAUGCAAGCACCAUGCCGGUAGUCUGUGCGAAAUCGUCUAUGCCUCGGAGGAAGUGCCUGGAUGCGAUGUUAUGUAUAACAUGGUCGGCCAUGUGUUGAUGAUUGCGUCGACGGUGCAAAUUCACAGUUUGCUUUUUGAAACGGAUGAGAGCAUCGUGGCUACCUCGAAACAGCGCUUAGAGAGGAACUUCUGUAUCCUGACUCAUCUUGUUAGUCUUUGGCCGACUCUUGAUGUGUGCAUGGAGCGGCUUAUGGCAUUUCAUGCCUCUUGUCGGAAGUCUGCGGAGACGAGCUUUUGCAUGGAUCAGUGGAUGGUGAGGUUUUUGGUCGAGUUUGCGAGUCCGGUUAGUGAGAAGGUUUCGGAGGAGAUGGGUCCUUGGUCUCUUGCGAGAAUGGGUGUUUUCGAGCAAUGA